Drosophila takahashii is the source of this 723-nucleotide messenger RNA. RefSeq lists its product as uncharacterized. NCBI's taxonomy places the organism in Eukaryota, Metazoa, Arthropoda, Insecta, Diptera, Drosophilidae. The record is from RefSeq and is a predicted model, not a curated record.
UGUUCGAUUAGAAAAAUGCGUCUGUUUGUGGCUCUGGUUUGUGUCAGUUUGCUGGCAGUUUCAUCCGCCCAGUUGUCCCUUCGCGGACGAUUGGGUCGCUCCGCCAAUCUGAACUUGGCCGUGGAGCAGCCUUCUCUGCUGGCAAAGACUGCCGGAAUCGUUCCUUCCGUGCUGGUGAAGAAUGCCGGAGUUGUUCCCUCCGUGCUGGUAAAGAAUGCCGGAGUUGUUCCCUCCGUGCUGGUGAAGAAUGCCGCCGGAAUUCUGCCAUCUGUCGAUGUUGCUGCCGAUGUUCAAACUCCGAGCAUCCUGCCUCAAGUUGCCUCGGCCAACAUCUUGCCCUAUUACCCCGGCUACUGGCCUGACUAUGGAUCUUACGGAUCUUAUGGAUCUUCUGGAUCUGGCGGCUGGUAUCCCGGUGGUUGGAAUGCUCCCAACUAUUGGAACAACAACUACUACGACUAUGGAACUCCUUACUUGGCCCGUCGUCGCUUUGUUAAGCCCGUCGUGACCCCCGCCGUGAUCCCCGCCGUUAUCCCUGCAGAAUCGUCCUCGUCCUCCACCACCACAACCACCACUACCACCUCUGGUGAUAACUCCAGUGAUGAUUCCACCACUGUCGAGGCAGCCGUUGUUCCCGAACAGGCCGCUGAGCCCGUGUUCACCACCCAGGUGAUCUAAGGAUUAAAAAUUAAUAAAAAAAGUUAUGUACAUAUUGAGCAAAAA